CGCCCCAAUCGUUUUAUCGCGACUUGUAAAAAUCUUGAAAUUAUGACUUCGCUGUAUUAUAUCUCAAAUUUAAAGAAUUUUGGCAGACCAUUGCAAAAAUUAAGUAUAUUUGACAACGUCCAAUAUAAAACUUACCACAAAUUCUGUAACUUAUGUCAAAAAAGUGACUAUAACCUUAAAAACGUACGUCAUAUAAACGCGGGAUAUUCAAAACGACUGUUUUCAAGUGAAAUUGCAGAGAAAAAACACGUUAAUGUGGGUACAAUUGGGCACGUAGAUCACGGCAAAACAACUUUAACUGCAGCUAUAACAAAAACACUUCAGAAAGAUGGUUUGGCAAAAUUUGUUUCUUACGAUGAGAUUGAUAGAGCUCCAGAGGAAAAAGCAAGAGGAAUUACCAUAAACGCAGCACAUAUAGGCUACAGUACAAAAAAAAGGCACUAUGCUCAUACAGACUGUCCUGGUCAUGCAGAUUAUAUUAAAAACAUGAUUUCCGGUGCUUCCCAAAUGGAUGGGGCUAUUUUAGUAGUGGCUGCAACUGAUGGGCAAAUGCCACAAACAAGGGAACAUUUAUUGUUAGCUAAACAAGUUGGCAUUACUAAAAUUGUUGUUUAUGUGAACAAAGCUGAUUUGGUGGAUACGGAGGUUUUAGAGCUUGUCGAUUUAGAAAUACGCGAGUUACUCGAAGAUUUUGGGUUUGAUGGUGUCAAUGCUCCAGUCAUAUUUGGGUCUGCACUAGAGGCUUUAAAUGGUAAAGAUUCGGAAUAUGGGGUUAAAUCCAUACAAAAAUUAAUGGACACUAUAGAUUCCUACAUACCAGACCCUCAAAGGGAUUUAAAGUCACCAUUUAUGAUUCCAAUUGAUAAUAUUUUUUCUGUGCCUGGUCGAGGAACUGUAGCAGUGGGAACUUUGUCUAGAGGCGUUUUAAAAAAGAAUGCUGAGGCCGAAUUAUUAGGAUUUGAUAAAAAAAUAACUACUACUGUAAAUGAUAUACAAGUUUUCAAAAAAAGUGUUCCACAGGCUUUUGCAGGUGACAAUAUAGGGGCCCUAUUAAAAGGUGUGAAGCUCAAAGAUAUUCAAAGAGGAAUGCUUUUAUGUGCUGCUGGAAGUGAAAAAAUAAGCAACCGUUUUAAUGCUAGUAUUUACUUUUUAUCAAAAAAUGAGGGUGGUAGAUCUAAACCAGUGACUGGAAAAUAUUGUCAGCAACUUUUCAGUAGGACUUGGAAUGUACCUUGCAGAUUAGAUAUGGUUGAUAAUAUGGAAAUGUUAAUGCCAGGUGAACAUGGUAAAGUAUCCCUAACUUUACUUUGGAAAAUGAUUAUGACAUCUGGACAACAGUUUACCAUAAGGGAAAAUAAUAUAACUGUUGCAACUGGCAUAAUAACAGAAACAUUGCCAGAAAUACAUAUUGAAACCUCAUUAGGAAAACUUGUUAUUCAAUAAUUUUAUAAAUAAAUAAUAUUUGUUA
This is a messenger RNA of Brassicogethes aeneus, 1468 nucleotides long. NCBI's taxonomy places the organism in Eukaryota, Metazoa, Arthropoda, Insecta, Coleoptera, Nitidulidae. The record is from the annotation of a GenBank genome assembly.